AUGGCUGAGGAGGUUUUAAUUCCAUCGUCGGGGAAAAUCACAUCGCAACUGACCAGCUCUUUGUUGGCGGUGGCAUUCCUAACCUCCUUCGGGAGCUCCAUGCUUUAUGGCUACAAUCUAGCAGUGGUCAACUCCCCCGCUCUGUACAUAAAGGACUUCUACAACAGGACAGCCCUGAGUCGUAAUGGAACAGGACUCAGUGGGGAGACCCUGACCCUCAUGUACUCUCUCACUGUGUCAGUCUUCGCAAUUGGAGGUCUGCUGGGCUCCGUCAUCGUGGGCAUGCUGGUCUCUCGCUUUGGCAGGAAAGGCACAGUGGUGAACUCAACAGUGCUGGUAUUUAUUGCCAGCUCACUCAUGGGCUUCAGCAGGAUUUGUGGUUCACCUGAGAUGGUCAUCAUUGGCCGCUUCAUCACAGGAAUUCACUCAGGCAUCUCUCUAAGUGUAGUACCUAUGUACCUGGGUGAGAUAGCACCUAAGAACCUGCGAGGCUUCCUGGGGCUUGUGCCGAGUAUUUUUAUUGGCACUGGAGUCUUCACCGCCCAAAUCCUUGGCCUACAUGAGCUUCUAGGAAAGGAGGAGUACUGGCCCCUCUUUCUUUCAGUGGUGGUGGUGCCCACCUUCAUCCAGUUGAUGCUGUUGCCAUGGUUCCCAGAGAGCCCCAGGUACCUGCUGAUUGAGAAGCAGAAUGUCCAUGCCACCAUCACAGCCUUGAAGUGGUACAGAACCAAGUGUAACAUCCAGGCUGAGAUUGAAGAGAUGCAGGAAGAGCAGCACUCCCUGUCAUCAGUGGAGACGCUGUCAGUAUGGAGACUGUUGCAGGAUGACAUGGUCCGCUGGCAGGUGCUCAGUGUGGUGGUCAUUAACAUUGGCAUGCAGCUGUCUGGCAUCGAUGCUAUCUGGUUCUAUACCAAUGACAUCUUUGAGAAUGCGGGUAUCCCAGCACCAGAGAUCCAAUAUACCACAGCAGGAACAGGAAUCAUAGAGAUCAUCGCUGGACUCAUUGGGUGUUUCUCCAUAGAGAAGGUGGGCAGGAGACCUCUCAUGAUCGGGGGUUUCGCCAUGAUGGGCAUCUGCAGUGCUGGAAUCACAGUGACCCUCAUUUUACAGGCUCACUUAUCAUUCAUGCGCUACAUCAGUGUCUGCUGUGUGGUCGGCAUCAUCGCUGGCUUCUGUAUCGGCCCAGCGGGGAUUCCCUUCCUGAUCACAGCAGAGUUGUUUAAACAGUCUCACCGCCCAGCAGCCUACAUUGUAGGAGGAUCACUGAACUGGUUGUCUAACUUCACUGUGGGCUUCGUCUUCCCCUUCCUACAGAUGUCAGCGGGGUCCUACUGCUACUUGGUGUUUGCCACCAUUUGCGUAUCCGUGGCCAUCUAUGUCUACGUUGUGAUCCCAGAGACCAAAAACAAGACCUUCAUGGAGAUCAGCAGGAUGUUCAAUAAGAAGGAGGCAGUUCUAGAGACCCAGGACCUGGUCCACGUGGACCAGCUGAAACUGAAGAAGAUGAACGGCUAUGGUGGUGUGGAACAUGCUUCACUGGAGUUUGACAGCUCUUUUUCAUCUGUACCUUAACUUCAGGUUCUCACUGGGACAGCAAAACCAUUAAUUACUUCCUCUUCACCAUUGUACUGUUUUGAUAUGUUCACAUUGACCAAACACCACCUCGUCAUUUAGCUCUGGUGUACUGUAUAUUCAGCAAUAACAUGCAUGACAGUAUGCAGCUCUGGUAUUUUCAACUUCUUAUCAAGUUUAAUGUUUCAGUCUGUUUGAGCCAUUAAUGGUGGUGGUAGUCUAGUGGUUCGGCAUCCAAAUACAACACUGUUCCUGUAGCUCAUUGUAGGUAGCUCGGGAUAAGAGUGUCUGCUAAAUUACCUGUAAUGGAAGAUUCCAGUUAAUAUAAAUUGGGUUCUAGUUUCACCAGUUUGGCCAUUCUUCCUACCAGUAAUAAAUACAUUGUAUUGAACAAGCUAAUAGCUUAGAUAAUAAUAAUAAUAAUAAUAAUAAUAAUAAUAAUAAUUCUGACAGGACAGAACACAAGCAGUCAAACCAUCAGACAUGUUGGAAAAAACCCUCAAGUUUAGGCAUUUAGAGGCAAGAUCCAUCACAAUUUAUAAGCUCACUUCUGUACUUAAUGUAGUUUAGCAAACAGUUGUCCUGUUCAACCCUUGUUGAACACAUAUACCCCACUUUGAAAUGUUGCUAUUAGCAACAUUUCAAAGUGGGGUAUAUGUGUUAACUGUUAGGAAUAAUGGACAAACUCCAAAAAUAAGACCCAAGUUCUGAUAAACCAGAAUUGAUCUUAAACUACCGAAAACAAGCUUUCCUCAGGAGUGGAAGUAAUGUGAAAGAAAACUAUGGUUCUUGGCUCUUAUUUUUGUACUUCUGGUCAUCGGUUUGAUCAGUAGUAAUAAGGGUAUGUCUAUUUCAUAAAAAAAUGUCAUGUUAGUUAUAGUAGUGCUGCAAGCCACCGCAUAAAAUCAGAAUAGGAAUCAGAAUCAGAAAUUAUUUGUCCCACGACGGGGAAAUUCCGUUGUUGCAGGCAAGAGAGUAAAGUGACAAGUAACAAUCAAAUAGAAUAAAAAUACAGUAACAGCAACAUAAGUAAUAUAAGUACAGUCAAAAUAGUUGGAAUGCUAGCAGUGCUUAAGUUGUAUACAUGAGUGUCCAACAUGUCAGCAAGGUAACACACAAUCCAGUAAACAAUAAAAACAUGUCAGGAUAUAGACACAAGAGUAGACUCAACAAAAUGGUCAGAGCUUGUGGACAGAAAUGAACCAUUAAAUAUAAUUUUAUAAUCUUUUGUAUAUUGCAGUAAAGAAAAAAAACAUCUAUCAUGUAAAAUUCUGAUAUUUAUGCAUGUUUUGAUUUAGAUUUUAAGGUGAGAUUACUUGUUAUUUCUUUCCACUUUUCAGACUGUAUCAGAGUACUCUGAGCUGAGCUGUAAUGUAAAAUGUGCUAAAACGUGUUGUGUACAAACAGCAAAAGAUUGUUUGAAUAUGUGGAAAUACUGUAUGUACAGUAUAUUAACCUUUCCGAAUUGUUGA
Molecule: messenger RNA, 3044 nt
Organism: Cottoperca gobio
Lineage: Eukaryota; Metazoa; Chordata; Actinopteri; Perciformes; Bovichtidae
Gene: slc2a15a
Product: solute carrier family 2 member 15a
Exons: 12
Coding region: 1-1572 (523 amino acids)
Biological process (GO): dehydroascorbic acid transport
Cellular component (GO): plasma membrane
Molecular function (GO): D-glucose transmembrane transporter activity
Source: RefSeq, a predicted model, not a curated record